Xiphias gladius (swordfish) is the source of this 1500-nucleotide messenger RNA. RefSeq names its product methyltransferase like 17 (gene mettl17). Gene Ontology annotation, biological process: translation. NCBI's taxonomy places the organism in Eukaryota, Metazoa, Chordata, Actinopteri, Istiophoriformes, Xiphiidae. Bases 112 to 1494 code for a protein of 460 amino acids. The record is from RefSeq and is a predicted model, not a curated record. The transcript is spliced from 14 exons. Gene Ontology annotation, molecular function: methyltransferase activity; structural constituent of ribosome. Gene Ontology annotation, cellular component: mitochondrial small ribosomal subunit.
UUGUUGAAGGGUCGGCGAGCGUCUGGUGCGGUGCUCCGUGCUCGUCGCGGUGCGGAUGAAAGUCAAAGCUAAAAACAAAGCUUUUUUGAAUACGGUUCGGACACCGACGACAUGGCAUCACGGAGCUACGGUGCCCGUGUCCUCUGCCGGAGGGUGGGGGUCGCGAAGGUGAUGUGCAGGGGAAUGAGUGCAGCUGCGCAGCCACAGUCCCAGGUAGAUUUCCUAAAAGGAGAACCGCACAGGAAGCACCCAGGUGUGACCAACCUGAAAACUCUGCGCCUACCUGAGGAACUCCAGACGGCUGCACGGUCGAUUAUUACCAGGGCGCAGGUGAAUCGCCUGAGCGACCGCACCCGCAACCUCACAAACUUCCUGUGGAGCAGAAAACGAGCAGUUGAGGAUGUGACCCUGAGAAAGAAAGCUGUGAGCCUGGAGAAAGAGCUCUGGGAGAAAGCGAUGGAGAAGAGAGGAGAUAUAGAUGAGGAAGCACUGGAAGACCGCAUCAGGAAGAAAGUCUUCUCAGAGCUCAGAAGAACAACAUAUCACUGGACUACUAUGAAGUAUGAUGAAGAGUUAGGUGUGGUCUACAUGGCGGCUCGGCUGGCCGGCGGCUACGCGGCGGCGAGGCGAGCUCUAAACGAGAUAAAGAAGAGGGAUCCCUCUUUUGCCCCUCAGUCUCUCCUGGAUUUCGGCUCGGGGCUGGGAACAGUCGUCUGGGCAUCACACUCAUGCUGGGCCGGCUCUUUGAAGGAGAUGGUGUGUGUGGACAGCUCUGGGCCAAUGAACAUUCUGGCAGAACGACUUCUCAAAGGUGAUAAUGAAAGAGCUCAGCCUCACAUCAAACAAGUCUAUUUCAGACAGUUCCUCCCUGUCUCUCCUAAGGUGCAGUUCGAUUUGGUGGUCGCAGCUUUUACCCUGUCAGAGCUUCCCAGUGUGAAGGAGCGAGAGGAGGCGGUGUUCACUCUGUGGAGGAAGACAAGCUCAUAUCUGGUGCUGGUGGAAAAUGGGACCAAAGAGGGCCAUCAGAUUCUUAUGGAAGCCAGAGACACUUUAUUAAAGAAAGAAGAGAAGACGGUCCAUGACUCCAGACAAGCGUCAGUGUUUGCUCCAUGUCCUCACGAACUGAUGUGUCCUAAACUGGCCCAAGAGCCGACCGUCCCUUGCAACUUCCGGCAGCUGUACCAACCUCUGCCUCUGCCCGGGCACAAUGACCGGCAGACGGAGAAGUUCAGCUACUUGAUUCUGACCCGGAGGGGACCGGCGGAGGCAGAAACGGAAGGUGUGGACUGGGCCCGGCUGAUCGCACCGGUGCAGCGCAGAACGAGACAUGUCCACUGUCGAAUGUGCUGCCCUGAUGGACGACUACAGCACGUGGUGGUGACAGCUCGAAAGCACAGCAGAGAUGUGUACCGCUGCGCCCGGAGCAGCGACUGGGGAGAUCAACUGCCGAUCUUUCAAAAUGUCGAGGAAGACGUCAAGAACGAUUCAGAGUGAUGACUC